Molecule: messenger RNA, 225 nt
Organism: Brenthis ino (lesser marbled fritillary)
Lineage: Eukaryota; Metazoa; Arthropoda; Insecta; Lepidoptera; Nymphalidae
Source: the annotation of a GenBank genome assembly
AUGUGCUGUCCAUGCAGAGCGCAGCUUGAGACCACCUCUACCAGUUCACCGCAAGCCAAGUCACCGGCUACAAGCAGUGCUGGCGCGACCGCCGGCGCAUCCACCGCUCAGGGCGACAGGACACCUACAGCCCACAACAAACAACUUCAAAAUGUCAAGGGCCAAGACCACCCGCCGCAUCCUUCCGUAGAAGAGGUUGUAUAUGAAAGAAAUAGACGAAAUCUA